GGAGCCCGUGUGUCAGUUAUUCCCCGCAAGUCCCGCCUCUUCCGGGGCCGACGAGGCUGGGCCUCCGCCUCCUCCUCCCUCUCGCUCGCUCGCUGGCGCUCUCCCUUUUGUGAGUUAUAGCAACCGUUGCCUUGUGAAUCAAGCGCCAUAGUCACCGUAGUCCUGGCGACUGUUACCCAUCAACAACAACGGCUCCUCUCCUCCUCCUCCUCCUCUUCCACCUCCUCCUCCUCCUGCUGUUCCUCCUCACCCCCGUCCUCACCAUCAUCACCCACAACAACAACAACAACCACCGCCACCAGCAAGAGCAACACCACCACAGCCCUCCACAGCCCAGCAGAAAUAUUUUCUACUCAUCUUGAUUCCCUGUCAUGAAUCUCUUGUUCACUUUUCAGCUUUGGAAAGAAAGAAACAACAAUGCAGACGUCAGAAACUGUGUCGGACACAGGUUCGACAGUGACUUUACAGACCUCUGUAGCCGGCCAAGCAGCUGUGCCCACCCAGGUGGUACAACAGUUACCAGUGCAACAACAGGUUCAACAAGUACAAACUGUACAACAGGUACAGCAUGUAUACCCAGCCCAAGUACAGUAUGUGGAGGGAAGUGAUACCGUCUACACAAACGGAGCUAUACGAACAACCACGUAUCCUUAUACAGACACUCAGAUGUACAGCCAAAACACUGGGGGGAAUUACUUCGAUACCCAAGGAAGUUCUGCACAGGUGACAACUGUGGUCUCUUCUCAUAGUAUGGUGGGCACUGGAGGCAUUCAGAUGGGUGUCACUGGAGGACAACUCAUCAGCAGCACUGGAGGUACCUACCUGAUUGGCAAUUCAAUGGAAAACUCUGGCCAUUCAGUGACUCACACAACCCGAGCCUCCCCAGCUACAAUUGAAAUGGCGAUUGAGACACUGCAAAAGUCUGAUGGUCUGUCCACUCACAGAAGCUCUCUUCUCAACAGCCAUCUCCAGUGGCUUUUAGACAACUAUGAAACAGCAGAAGGAGUGAGUCUCCCUAGAAGUACCCUCUACAAUCAUUAUUUGAGACAUUGUCAGGAGCAUAAAUUGGACCCAGUUAAUGCUGCCUCUUUUGGAAAACUAAUAAGGUCAAUUUUCAUGGGACUACGGACCAGAAGAUUGGGAACCAGGGGGAAUUCCAAAUAUCAUUACUACGGGAUUCGUGUCAAGCCAGACUCUCCUCUUAAUCGACUACAAGAGGACAUGCAAUAUAUGGCUAUGAGACAGCAACCCAUGCAGCAGAAACAAAGGUACAAGCCUAUGCAGAAAGUGGAUGGGGUUGCAGAUGGUUUCACAAGUGGUCAGCAGACAGGCACAUCUGUUGAACAAACUGUAAUUGCCCAAAGUCAGCAUCAUCAACAAUUUUUGGAUGCAUCUCGAGCACUUCCAGAGUUUGGAGAAGUUGAAAUCUCUUCUUUGCCAGAUGGUACUACUUUUGAGGAUAUUAAGUCAUUGCAGAGUCUCUAUCGAGAGCACUGUGAGGCAAUAUUAGAUGUUGUAGUGAAUCUUCAGUUUAGCCUAAUAGAAAAAUUGUGGCAGACUUUCUGGCGUUAUUCUCCUUCACCAACAACUGAUGGGACAACCAUUACUGAGCCAAGCAAUCUGAGUGAAAUAGAAAGUCGACUUCCGAAAGCAAAGCUGAUUACUCUGUGCAAAAAUGAGUCAAUUCUGAAAUGGAUGUGUAACUGUGACCAUGUGAUGUACCAGGCUUUGGUGGAGAUUCUCAUUCCUGACGUCCUUAGACCUAUUCCUAGUGCCUUGACCCAAGCCAUUCGCAAUUUUGCAAAAAGCCUUGAAGGUUGGCUUUCCAAUGCCAUGAACAAUAUUCCACAGAGAAUGAUUCAAACCAAGGUUGCCGCUGUAAGUGCCUUUGCUCAGACUCUGCGAAGAUACACAUCUCUCAAUCAUCUGGCUCAGGCAGCUCGUGCUGUGCUGCAGAACACUUCUCAGAUCAACCAGAUGCUCAGUGACCUCAACCGUGUUGAUUUUGCCAAUGUCCAGGAGCAGGCUUCCUGGGUGUGCCAGUGUGAUGACAAUAUGGUACAGAGGCUGGAAACAGAUUUCAAGAUGACUCUUCAGCAGCAGAGCACUCUGGAGCAGUGGGCUGCCUGGCUAGAUAACGUAAUGAUGCAAGCACUGAAACCCUAUGAAGGAAGACCUAGUUUUCCUAAAGCAGCACGGCAAUUUCUGUUAAAGUGGUCUUUUUACAGUUCAAUGGUUAUUCGAGAUUUAACCUUGCGCAGUGCUGCUAGCUUUGGUUCUUUUCAUCUGAUCCGUCUAUUGUAUGAUGAAUACAUGUUUUACUUAGUUGAACAUCGUGUUGCUCAAGCCACAGGAGAGACACCUAUUGCAGUCAUGGGAGAGUUUGGUGACUUAAAUGCAAUAUCUCCUGGAAAUAUGGACAAAGAUGAAGGCAGUGAGGUUGACAGUGAAAUAGAUGAAGAAUUGGAUGAAGCUGGGGAGCCACAAGCAAAAAGGGAGAAGACUGAAAUUAGCCAGGCCUUUCAGGUGGGCUGCCUCCAGCCAGUCGUCCUGGAGAGUGGAGUACAGCAGAACCUCCUGAGCCCUCUUCACAAUGAGCACAUUGUUACAGCUACUCAAACUAUCAGACAGUGCAGUACUACUGGAAAUACAUAUACUGCAGUCUAACAAAAAUUAAAGCUCUUUUUUCCCCCAGAAUAUAUUAGCCCUGUUGAUGUUGGGCUUAUCAUGGGGGAGGGAAGGGAUGCAAAAAAGAAGUCUGAAAGCUGACUGUUGUCAAAUUUUAUCUGUGCUUGAACAUUACUUUUACUGGAGUUGUGAAAUGGAAUGGGUGUAUGUAUUUUGCCAGGUCUCUUUUUUGGGGGGGGGAAACGGUAAAUACAAUCAUUUUACACUGGCCGCUUAAUAUAGAGUUUUCUUAGUUUCAAGAGUCAAGAAGCAUUUUUGCGAAGCUUAAAUGUUAAUGUUUUUUGUCCUCUUUAUAAUUAGAAGUAAUUUAAUUUUUUCACAGUUUUUACAAAAUAUUUUAAUGUUAACUGUUAGUCAUGGUGAUUUCGUAUAAAUAGGGUUUUUAAUUAAUUGCACUCUGAAAUAUCAAGAAUUUUCCUUUUUGAUUUACACUGGAGGCAUGCUCACUUGACAGUGGCUGCAUUAAACUGUUCCUAAAAAGCAGCUUUCUUUGGAGAGAACUGGAAGAUACUAUUUUGAUACAUUUCAGAGUGUUCAGGGGAUAUACUGAAAAUUUAUUAUAAUGCUAGAGAACAUAGUCUGAUGUCUUUCUCAGAGGAAGAGUGACUCAUGGUUGCAGGAAAAACAAAAGCUCUGAUAGCAUGUGGUAAUGUGUGCUUAAUAAAUGUACAGAUGACACCAUUAUAGACAGUGCAAGCUUCCUUUUAAAAAAAGUUUUAGUUUUUUUUGCAUACUAAGUCAUCUCUUUUUAAAACUACUGAUUUCAAGCAUAGUCUGCCCAAAUGAAUUAUUCUGUGCAACCUCCUUUCUUUUUAAUAAAGCAUGCACAAUAUUCACAUAAACCGCAUUUGGAUUCGAACCAAGAGUCAAACCACCUUUAAAUGCAUGGAGGUUUUGUUACAAUAGUGCUUGGUGGAUUAUGCAUCACUCACACAAAUGGGACCACUACCAAGAUGCUUUCUACUCUUCAGUAAAACUACAGAUAUUUAAUACUGAAGUUUUUUAAAGUAUCUUGAUUUAUUCUUUUCUAAGUGUACCUGCUAUUUCUCCUGAACUGAAUAUGCAGGAAACCAUUCCUUUCAGAUGACUUUUAAAAAAUUCCAUGUCCUUUUCCUCAUGAUAGUUCAAUCUGCUGCUCUUGUUAAAGAUAGUUUAUAGGAUGCAAGGAAUGUAGCAACCUGCAUUGUAAUUUUGCUCAAAAUAAUUCCUGGUUCUUAAGUGGAUUUCAUUUUAUACAAAAAUGUUUAAAAGGCAGUGAAACUGGCACAUGUCACUUGUACUUAUUUCCCAAUUGCGUAGAAUUUGAGUAGGUGGCUAGACGGACCAUUGCCAUUUAAGAAUGUACAUCAGGGAUCAUUGUACCUCGGCUAUUACAUGGUGCCUUAAACAGAACUGAAGCUAAGAUUUUUCUUGUUAAUAACUCUUACAUUGAUUCAACAAAGUGUGCCUGUCUUCUUUCUUUCUCCCCUCACCCUCAAAUUCCCAAAACAGGAAGGGCAGGUUACAUAGUUUUCAGAAAUCAAGAUUUUUUUAAUUAUAUAUACUAUCCCUCUUAGAGUGACGGCCUAUUUCUUUCUUAUUUAUAGCUGGAUUUCACUUUAUUACUAAUCAGAUUUUCUUGGUUGGGUGCGGGGAGUGGGUGAAAACAAAACUAGCUUUAACAAUGUCAGAAGUCAACAGAAUAGGUUAGCCAAGUCUCAAACAAGAAUUUAUAUAUAUAUAUAUUUCUAAACCCUUAUCUACUUUUAAUUUUUAAAAAAGUAAGCAGAAUUGUAAAGCAGCAUAUAGUUUCAAUUGUGCAUACGAUGGGGGGGGGGGUGUCAAUCUGCUAUUUUAUUUAACUGUUAAAUCAUACUAUAUGUUGUUUUCUUUCUAUUCUAACUGACUUGUUACAGGUAUAAUGGGUUAAACAUUUGGUUUUAAGAAUUCCUGAAUUUCCUUAGCCUGAUCAAAACAAACCAAAAAUGAAGGAAAGCACAAAGAAAAAUUACAGAGUUGCAAGGCCUCUGUAAAAUAGUAGACGCCUUGUCUGUCAUUUGUCUGAAAGAUGAUCUGUAAGGUUACAGUUACCAAAUGAUUGACCAGCAGGCGGAAUUAUUGGUAUAUAUAUAUAUGGCACACAGGUUUGAUCCUAGGUUUUUCAUAUUUCAAAAAUUUCUAAAGAUUUAUUUUUUCAAAAUUUAAACAUUUCUGUUUCUAGACUAAGCUUUAAGAUUUGCUUGAGAGUUGCAGAAUCUGAUGCCUGCCAGCAGUGUGGGCUAAGCUAGGUUUAGGUCUAGUAAUUUCUGCCAUUUCGUUAAACGUAUUCUCAGAUGUUCCAUUAAGAUUUGGUUCACUCUAUUAUUUAAAUGUGUUCUUAUUCUCCCCCCCCCCACACACACACACACAAACAAAAUCCAUCACGUCUGCACUACUCAUCAAUUAUUUUUAAAAAAAGCAAGCUGUGAUAGUUACUUCUCAUUGUGUUUUAUGAAAUGUUUACACUUAUAUAACAAAGAAACACUUUUCAGCAUAGUUUUUUAAAAGUCUAAUAAGGAUGUUGUGGAUUAGAUGUAGUUUAUUUACUAGUAUGAUUCUUUUCCUAUUGCAAACUUGUACCUUUUUUCAUCAGUGUUCUUUUCUUUUUGAAUAUUGAACUUUAUUCAUACAGAGAAAUGAGAAUGAUGCAAAUUUUUAGAGAGAGAGAGAGAGAGAGAGAGAGAGACAGGCCUUGUAAAUCUUGGAUUCACCUUCCCCUUCUCCAGUUGAUCACUGUAUUUAAUGUGCCAAAAAGAUCAUCAUUGUACCUUAUCUCUUGCUCAGAUAAAAAAAGUUAUAUUCUGGUCUACAAUGCAACCAUGCCUAUAUGAUGGAUCUUUGCAGCUAGAUAUUGUCAGAAAUGCAAUGAAAAAUGCUCCAAUAAUUAUUAAUAAAAACUAAAAGUAAUUUGUGUUCAUCUAGCUACUACAUGGUAGACUUAUCACUUGAUUUUAUGAGCGUUAAUCAUUUCUGUCUUUAGUUUUAUUUAUUGCGAACAACGUGGAAUAGAUUAUUUUGUGAACCAUUUGUAUGGGCUCACUGCCUGCAUUUUCUCCAGAGGUUCUUCAGCAUAACAAGUAGGCCACAUUACUUAGAUAACAUUCUGAGACUACACUUCUUGUGCCUAUAUACUUAUACAAUUUCUUACCAACAUUUUCAAAAAGUUGACAUGCAAGGGUUUGGAUUCAUAGACUCCUGUGCAUGUAUCUAGCAAUCAGUGCAUAUACCAUGGCUCUUCCUAUUGUAGUUCUUAUAUGAUUUUGGCAGUGCACUAGAAGUUCCAGACUUUGGGGUUCAGAAUCUCUAGCCAGAUCAUCUAACACUUCGAAUGCUUGGUAUGAACUUAAAGCAAACUAUUCAACUACUUUACAGCAUAAAAUAUAUAAAACAUACAUUACAUGGAUAUGCAGCACUGAGAUUACUUACUUAUUUGAAGCACUUUUGGGGACACUGCAGGAGACUGACCUUGGAUUUGUGAGUCAUUUGUCUUUAGAGAUUAUUUUAAAGAAUAAUACUUUUUAAAAUGAAGACUUUUUGGCUUUUAAAUAAAUAAUCUAGUGAUCAAUAGAUGAUACUACUGAAAUUUCUUAUCAGUUGCAGGGCCCGGUUUUCAUAAGCUCCACAAGAAUGCAAAAUAGUUGGUGCUGUCACUUUAAAGUAACAAAUAUUUGUAUUCCUUAGUCAAAAUGCUUUGCUUUGUGACUAUUUUUGUAUUACAACUUGGAAUUACAACACUAUGUUAGACAUCUAUCACCUUUUUGAAACAUUACAGAUGUGCAAUGUUACUGCAUUUGGUUUGCCAUGGGUGAUAAUAUUUGAAACAGUACUGAUAGUACCGUCUUUCAGGAAUGUACAGAACAACAGACAAUGUAUUUAAUUUAAAACGAGGUAUUUGUAAUAAUUGGAAACAAUCUUUUGAAAUUAUUCUUGGUAAAGCAUUAAAUCACUUCAUAAUUUUCACAAGAAAAUCGGCAAGGAAACAAAUUAGUCAGAUUGACUCAACCCAAUUUCAUUCAUGGAAUUAAAUUAUGAAAGGAUUACUUUCAGGGGAAACCCCCCUUUUUAAUACACAUAAUACUAAUUUCAGAAAAUGUAAGACUGAUUCAUGAGCUCUCCCAGUUCAUGAAAAUUGGGCUCUUAUUCCUGCAUUACAUGUCAACUUCUUUCUAUAUGGUUAAAAGGAAAGGGAAUUCUAGUACUGUUGCUAGAUUGCUUGUUUAGUGACUAAAGAAAACUGGAACAGAAUCAUAAAUGAUUAGUUCUAAUGUUAGAAAAUUAUUUUUAUGGUAAUGCCUUGCAUUAACCCUUUGAGCAUUGUAAAGUUAAAGCGUCUGGUAUGAAUAAGAGUGAAAAAAAAACCACUGGCAGGAUUAUGAAAGCAUAGUGUCCACUCCCCUGCCCCGCUCCAAAUAAAAACAAAACAGCCUACAUGUACAGAGCGUAGCAAAGAAAACCUAGGAACCGAGAGGGGGAAGAUUGUUUUCUUAAUCCAAAUUAACCUAAUGACCCUGAAGCCCAGCAAAACUUUUUAUUUUAAAUCUUAUUUUACACAGUCUGCAUGUAAAUGUGAAAUAUGCCAGGCCUGUGCAUAAAGGACAUUUUGAACAUGUAAGUUCUAGCUUUGUUGACAAUGAUUCUCCAGAUUAAAUACUUGAAUUUGAAGCAGACAUCUGAUUAUAGGUUUAAUACAGUUAGAAUAACUGCCGUAUAUUUAUACUGCCUACAGAAACUAGUAUUCCUACUCUUUUUGCCAGUUAUUUGAUACAAGAAACCUGAGCUGAAAAUUAUCUUAAAAGGGUUAUGUUUUUUUGGUGGGAGGGUGUUUUACACGUAGAUAUUUAAUAAAAAAAAACAAAUUUAUAUCAGAUUAGGAAAAUCUUGCUAGUUUAGUAAGGAAAAUCUGUAAAUAGGAAUUGUAUUUCAGAAAUCUGAAUUUUAUAGAACUUUUGGAGUUAAAUUAUAUUUAGUACCGUGUCUAUAAACAGGCACACACAGGGCAUUACUGUGACUACAAUCCAGUUGACAUGCAGUUUUUGAAGCAGGGAGAGGAACUAAGUGUACUCAGGAGGUAUCUUUGUAUUUUCAGCUGCAACUACUAUCUUUUUUAAAGGCAAGGCACUUUUUUAAACUAGAAGUGUCUCGAUUCCUGAGCACCUAUGUAAUUCAAAGAAACCUCUAAUUCCACAUAGUUUGACCACUUUCCAUGAAUCAUUGCAUCUGGCAGGGGAAAGUGUAGCUUUCUGGGUAUUGCAAGGUUGCAAUUCUCAUCAGCCUGAAUGAGCAUAGACAUUAGUGAGGAAUGAUUGGAGUUGUAGUCCAACAGCAUCUGGAAGGCUGCACUUUACCUUGUCUAAGCUAGUUAAUCUCUUUACUAGUUAGGUACUGAAUGCAUAUUGGUAUAUUUUAUAGGAAUCCAAAAUUUAUGAUACUGUAGUCUUAAUUCAGAAAUAGGGAGCAUAUGAUAUAUCAAUGGAUCAUUUCUUAAAAACAUAACAGUAAACGUGAAACAAACAUGUUCUCUAUUUCAAAUCUAUGACCCUCCAGUUUGGACACUAAUGCCCCCACUACAUUGGCCUCUGGAGAUCUGACAAAUCUGGGUUAUUUUGCCUGUCUCAGGCAACCACAUACCUACAAGCAGUUCACAACAUAGAGCUGUUGACCUGCUUUGGCUUGGUUAACCCAAGCUGCACACACCUGCUCUACAUAUACUACAAAUUCUACUUUAUUAUUUCUAGCAGUAUCAAUGUGUAGUCUCAGCUGCUGUUAUGUUUAUUCUGAAAGACACCUGGAGUGGUGAAAGGCUAGCCAUUAGUAUAUCAUUUUAUAUGUAAAAAAUCUUUUGGCAAGCUGUUCAAAUUAAUGUAUAAUUAAAAAUUAAUGCAAUACUCAAAGGGUUUUUGAAUUUAUGAUUCAUAAUAAUUUACUGUAAAUGGUUCUCAGUUUGCAUGCCUUGAUCAUUGCUGCUAGUGAUUUUAUGUGCCAGUAGAACUGAGUUUACGUUACCAAUUUUACUUAAUAGUUAAAGCCACUUACAAAGUGACUGUCUAGGUUUUUUUAAUAACCCACCAUGUUUUCAAAAUUAUUUUUCUUUAUUUGAUUUUUACUUCCUUAUCUCUUGGUGUUUAUUUUUCAUUUCUUAAAAAUAAAUUAUUAUGUUAAGAUUGGAAGCCCUGAGUUAUACUUGGUAAGAAUGUAUUUGUUAAAUUCUACCUAUCUGUCAUAUAACAAGCCACAAGAUACAAGUAAAUAAAUACCAAGCACUUGAGUAUCCCAUUAGCCUCAUUCCAAGUGCAGGCCAUCAACCACUGGUGCCAAUCAGCCUCCCAUACAAAUCACAUGGCAAAUAAAUUCAAAUGCAUGUCAUUAUUUUGUGAAGCCUAAUGGAGGGAGGGCAAAAUCAUGACACAGUGCCCGUAUAAUAAUUCUGUUCCCCAGAUUAAAUUUUCCUAUGCUCCCCACAUUUCUAGCAUUGUAGUAAUGUAAAAUUUCAUUUGAGCAUUUCAAAAUACAGUACAUGUUUAGACAUUCAGAGAAAAGGAGCAGGCAAAGGUUAACAUAAAAAUGCAAGCACACAGCAAAUAUUGCAGUUCUUGGUGUGAACAAUUUUUGGUGUUCAUUCUCUGCAAUGCUAGAAAUGUGAGGACUGAAGGAGGCUUUUUUGCUUUGGGGGCAAUGCCUUUCUUUUGCCCAGUAGAGACUGACACAUCCCUUGUCUGAUUCCCCCCCCCCCCCCCAGAUUUUGGAAUACUGGUAUUUUCAUAUAUGUACAUCUCUAGGAGACAGGAACAACUCUAAACAUGAAAUUAAUGUAUGUUUCAUAUUAACACAUAGACUGGAGAUAAUUUUACACACAAUAUUUUAAAAUAAUUUUCUGCAUGAAACAACAUUUGCAUACAUUGAACCAUCAGAAAGCAAAGGUGAUACUAUCUCAGUGGACUUUGGAUCAUUUUGGAUUUUGGAAUUCCAGAUAAGGGAUAUUCGACCCGUUCCAGCUUGAGCCAUCCUUCUCUACCAUACUUAUUUGAAACCAGGGAAACAAAUGAAGUUUAAUUUGAAUAGCUAGUGUGAUUCUAAUUCUCUGGAUGGCACAGAGAAGCAAUCCACUGACUCAUAAGGUAUUCCCUGUGUGCCACCUGAUUAUGCAAAAUUUAAAAAAAUGUAUUGAGUCACUGGAUUGCUCGCUCUGCCAUCCAAGAAUGAACCAUCAAAGUAAGUAUCACACUUCCAUUCAGUAUAAUGAAUUUAGUGUUAUCUAUAACAGCAAACAUUAGGGAUAGUUGUGGCCACUUGGGGCUAUUUGUCUGCUGAGAUAACAUUGCACUGUAUCAGGAUUACUUAACUGCCCUUAAUGACCAGUUUAAAAAAUAGCUUUUGAAAACUAUGUGAAUAAAGAUUAUUUUUUUUCUAUAAGAGAUAAGUGACAUGUAACUGCAUGGCUUGUCCACAACAGUGAAGACUAUUACUCUAAAACAGCAAAGAAAAUUUGUCACAUAAGGUACAGACUAAAAUCUAAAAUGAUUUACAUUAAUAAGAAUCUUGUUUAGUAUUUAGAGAAGCUGUCUAUUUCCGAACAACGUUUUGUUGUCCAGUUGUAGUAUACAAUCCCAGGCAGCUUUGAGAAACUGAUUUUUAAGUUCUGUUUAUAGCUUCAGAGUAACCAAAUAAUUGUCAGUAUAAAUUUGUCGAAAAUUAACAUUUAACCAAAGCAGGUUUUUUUCCUUUUACUCAUUAAUUUUCCCAUUUUAAGAUUUUUUUCCCAGUAUAAACUAGUGAUGUUAUUAAAUAGAUAUAUAUAUAAACUUUUGUGUGCCUUUAAAACAAAUACCUGGGAAAUUGUGCCUGUUAAUUGGGGUAAUAUUAGUUCUUACCAGGAAGUAACCUUACUAUCACUCAGAGCUUUCAUAUUUUUCAUUAAAUCAUUUUUAUUUCAUUUUAUAGUUUGUAUUUUUUAAGUGCCAUCAUUUGAAUUUCACUUGGUAAGUGGCAGAUCAUACUUUUCAGUCCCACAAGCACAGAAAUGCAGGAAACACGAGUAGAACAUAUUGAUUGGAUCCUUAUAUUUUCCGAUUGACUGACUAUAUAAUGUAAAUGAGGUAAGCAACUUUUUGUAGAUUGUAUGUGUGAGAUAAUGUAAUGUUCUUUUCCAGUUUUUGGAUUACAGUUGAAUAUACUUUUUAAUUAUUUAAAGAAAACAUCUUUACAGAAUAACGUGAUGGGUUUUGUAUAAUGUAUUUGAUUUUGUAAAUACGUAUUUCCUGAUGUGAUUUUUGUGAAAAUGCUAAAUCUUUUAGUAUAUCAUGUCCUCUCAAAAUUGGCAGGAGCUAAAUAAUAGUUUGUGGGCAAUUUGUAUUGUGUACUGUACAAUAACUGGGGAACUUUUAUAAUUAUAAAAAUAUAUAUUAACUUUUAGUGUGUUGUUUAAACAAAUGACUGGAACAUACUAAAGAUAGUAGGAUUUUUCUGAAUAUUUCAGACUUGAACUCAGGCUAGCUUUCUUGUGUUUUUCAAAACAAAAUUGUGUCUUGUCUUUUAAAAUCAAUAAAUUUGUUUUCUUGUUACAAAUA
This is a messenger RNA of Anolis carolinensis (green anole), 11270 nucleotides long. It is a transcript of the gene rfx3, whose product is annotated as regulatory factor X3. Gene Ontology annotation, biological process: regulation of transcription by RNA polymerase II. The transcript is spliced from 18 exons. The record is from RefSeq and is a predicted model, not a curated record. Bases 418 to 2667 code for a protein of 749 amino acids. Gene Ontology annotation, cellular component: nucleus. Gene Ontology annotation, molecular function: RNA polymerase II cis-regulatory region sequence-specific DNA binding; DNA-binding transcription factor activity, RNA polymerase II-specific. NCBI's taxonomy places the organism in Eukaryota, Metazoa, Chordata, Lepidosauria, Squamata, Anolidae.